UGAAAUUAUCCAAAAAAGGCGCAGAUCUUUUUUUCCCCUUUUCAAUACAAUAGGAGGGGCCUGUGGGUAGUCAGCAAACUAUGGAGAUUUCCUCUAUGUUUCAUUCUAUAAUGGCUCUUUCAUCACCUUUGUUCUCUUCUUCUUCUUCUACUUCUUCUUUUCCAACUUCCAGUAGAAAGAGACCCAACAUUCACAAGUUCAAGUUACAGUCUUCGACCUCUGCGGCAACGUAGAUAACAACCGAUUCUAUUCCCCGGACUGAGGCAGGCGAAUUUCAGAACGCACUCACAGAUUAUGUCUCUCCUAAUUCUUCAAAUCAGUUUCCUGUUUUCUUUACUGAUAGACAGUCGGCAAUUCUUCAGAUUCAGGAGUCGUCUGACUUGGGUUCUGCUCUUCCAAGGCUUGGUGAGACGCUUAAAGUACAGGAUAUGAAUGUGAUUUUGCGAUAUUUUGGGAAGCUAAGUAGACGACAGGAGCUUUCUCAGGUGUUUGAUUGGAUGCAGCAAAAUCAGAAGAUCAAUGUUGCAUCUUACAGCAGUUAUGUAAAGCUAAUGGGAAAUAGCCUCAGUUCUGUUGAGGCUUUAGAAAUGUACAAAAGCAUCAAAGAUCGGUCAACAAAGAUUAAUGUCUCAGUCUGUAAUGCGCUUCUUAGUUGUCUAGUUAAGAACGGAAAAUCUGAGAGCAGUCUCAAACUGUUUACUCAAAUGAAGCGAGAUGGUUUAGUACCAGAUGUUGUCACAUAUAGCACGCUUCUUGCAGGCUGUGCCAAAGUAAAAGAUGGAUACUGUAAAGCACUAGAGCUGGUUCAGGAGCUGAUGUCUAAUGGACUGCUAAUGGAUAGUGUGACUUAUGGGUCGCUUCUUUCGGUAUGUGCUUCACAUAAAGAGUGCAAUGAAGCUGAAAAGUACUUUCAGAAGAUGAAAGCUGAAGGCCAGUCUCCUAAUGUCUACCACUGUAGCUCUUUGCUUAAUGCUUAUUCGGUUGAUGGAAAUUACGAGAAGGCUGAAGCAUUGAUUGAAGAAAUGAGAUCUGCAGGUUUAGUAUUAAAUAAGGUAGUCUACACAACUUUGUUGAAGGUAUACGUGAAAGGAGGUUUGUUUGAGAAGUCAAAGGAACUAUUAAAGGAGUUAGAAGCUUUUGGCUAUGCUAAGGAUGAGAUGCCAUUUUGUCUCCUAAUGGAUGGCCUUGUAAAGUCUGGACAUCUUCUUGAAGCAAAAUCAGUAUUUGAUGAGAUGAUGGGAAAACAUGUGAAAACUGAUGGAUACUCCUAUAGCAUUAUGAUUUCAGCAUUCUGCCGCAGUGGGCUUCUCGAAGAUGCAAAGAAAUUAGCUUCUGAAUUUGAAGAAAAAUAUGACAAAUAUGAUGUAGUUAUUUUGAAUGCAAUGCUCUCUGCCUAUUGCAGAGCAGGGGAAAUAGAGAAUAUAAUGAGCAUGAUGAAGAAGAUGGAUGACUCUGCAAUUAGUCCUGAUUGGAAUACCUUUAAUAUUCUUAUAAGAUAUUUCUGCAAGGAGAAGCUAUAUUUGCUUGCUUAUCGUACCAUGGAGGACAUGCAUAGAAAAGGUCACCAGCCAGAGGAGGGACUUUGUUCCUCUUUAAUUUAUCAUCUUGGUAAGACAGAUGCACAUUCAGAAGCAUUUUCUGUAUAUAACAUGCUGAGAUAUAGCAAAAGAACCAUAUCCAAAUCCCUUCAUGAGAAGAUUUUGCACAUUCUGAUUGCUGGGCGCCUUCUCAAAGAUGCUUAUGUAGUUGUCAAGGACAAUGCAGGAUUCAUCUCCCGGCCGGCUAUCAAAAGGUUUGCUGUCAACUUCAUGAGAUCUGGCAAUGUAAACUUAAUCAAUGAUGUGAUGAAGGCCAUGCACAGCUCUGGCCACAAGAUUGAUCAGGAAUUAUUUAAUAUGGCUAUAUCACGCUACGUUCCAAAACCAGAAAAGAAGGAACUACUUCUGCAGUUACUGGAGUGGAUGUCUGGUCAAGGCUAUGUUAUUGAUUCAUCAACAAGAAAUUUGAUUCUGAAGAACUCUCACUUGUUUGGCCAUCAACUUAUUGCUGAGUCAUUGUCCAAGCAGCUUGUGGUGUCAAAAAAGAAGCAGCUUCCAUUGUCUCAGCUUCAGGACAUCUAUGGCAAUGUGAUAUGAGACAGCUCGAUCAAGUUGCAAACAAAGAGAUCAAUUACAAGAACUAGAGUUAAGAAGACCAAAGAAGCCAUGAAUGGAGGAGACAUGAAGCUCCUUGGACCAAUGAAGGAGCGUGAAAGAAGAUUCAAGAUUGUUUUGCUUUGGGCUUGCGAGCAAGAAAAGCCCGACAUUUGCUGACUUGAGAUGAAUUGGCCAUGUUCUUUUAAUUGAACUUUUAGGAACUUAUCAUAAUAAGUGACACAUGAUUAACACAUUUUAAGGCUUAUUUAGCUUAUUUUUAUAUGCUUUAUUAGCAUGAAAUUACACAGAUUGUCCUCAUGAGGGACUGAUAUUCA
Messenger RNA from Nicotiana tabacum (common tobacco), 2470 nucleotides. The record is from RefSeq and is a predicted model, not a curated record. NCBI's taxonomy places the organism in Eukaryota, Viridiplantae, Streptophyta, Magnoliopsida, Solanales, Solanaceae.